CCCGGCCCGGCCCGGUCCGGCCAUGGCGCUGCUGCGGGCGGCCGCGCUGCCCGCCGAGGGCUGCCCGGCCUGGCUGCCCACGCACGUCCAGGUGACGGUGGUGCGGGCCCGCGGGCUGCGCUGCAAGGGCGGCGGCAAAGGCAAAGCGGGCGGCAGCGACGCGUACACCGUGAUCCAGCUGGGCCGCGAGAAGUACAGCACCUCGGUGGCCGAGAAGAGCGGCGGCAGCCCCGAGUGGAGGGAGGAAUGUGCCUUCGAGCUGCCCCCCGAGCCCGGGGCCUGCCCCGAGCUGGUGCUCACGGUGAUGCACCGGGCGCUCGUGGGCAUGGACCGGUUCCUGGGCCAGGCCCUGGUGCCCCUGGAGCCCGCCCGGCAGCGCGGCCGCGAGCCCGACGAGCGGUGGCACAAGCUGCACUCCAAGGCUGGGAAGAAGGAGAAGGAGCGUGGUGAGAUCCUGGUGAGCCUGCAGUUCACCAGGCACAGCCUGACCGCCAGCAUGUUCGACCUGUCCGUGAAGGACAAGGCGCGCUCGCCCUUCGGCAAGCUCAAGGACAAGGUGACAGGCAAGAAGAAGUACGACCUGGAGUCGGCCUCUGCCAUCAUCCCCAGCAGCAUGGCAGCCCUGGACAUGGAGGAUGACUUGGAGCUGGGGGGCAAGAAGUCCAAGCUGAAGGGUUUCUUCCUGAAGAACAAGCUGCGCCGCUCGUCGCUGACGCAGUCCAGCACGUCCCUGGGCUCGGACAGCACCAUCUCCUCUGCCAGCCUGAGCCUGGCAGCGCCCGUGCCCGACGUGCCCCGGUCCCCCAGCAGGCAGGGCAGCCUGUCCACCGAGCGCUCUGUGAAGGAGCUGCUGGCCUCGCCCAAGCUGAGCCACAAGAGAGCGUUCAGCGAUGAUGAUGCGGCCCAGCGCAGCCCCGCCGAGCCCGGCGCCCCGCAGAGCCCGCAGGCCCGCAGGGAGCCCGGCUCCCGCUCGUCCCUGUGCAUCAACGGCAGCCACGUGUACGGGGAGGAGGCAGCGGUGCCCAGGAACCCGCCCGCCUCUGCCCCCCUGCCCGUGCCCCGCAGGCAGGACGAGCCCCUGGGCUUCACCCCCCUGCCCGCCGAGCCCCCCUGGGGGCUGGGCAGCCUGGAGAGGGCCCAGCAGAGGGACGAGCCCAGGUUCAUCCCGUCCCCUCCCAGCCUGGCCCUGCAGGAAGAGCUCAAGGUGUCCACCAAGGCCGUGACCCUCAGCAACCACCUGGGCAGGGCCAGGAUGGAGGAGAGCGCCCGCCUGGAGGGCAAACCCAGCCAGGGUGCAGCUCCCCUAGGCUUCCCCACCGAGCCAGCCAAGGACAGAGCGCCUGAGGACGGCAGGAAGGAGGACAAGAAAGCCAAGGGAGGCUUCUUCCACCACGGGGGCAAAGGCCAGGGGGACAGAGGGACCCCCGUGCACGCCUCGGCCGCGGGGGAUGAGAGGAGUAAGAGCAGCGGCUGGUUUGGGUCCAAGGAGCCCAAAGAGUCCCCUCAGAAACCCAGUUUCCCGCCUGGGCCGCGUGCUGCACCCGAGGUCGCUGGGAGCUUUUAUUCCUCUGAGGAUUGCAGUCCCUCUGGCUCCCCAAGGCACACAGAGCCCCAGAGGGCGUCUCCAGCCCCGAGCGUUGGUGUCCCCGUGCCAGAAACCAGUCCCCCAGCGCCGGGAGAGCUCCCUCCUGCCGACACCGACACCGAGCCCGCCGUCCCCCCGCUGCCCUCGGAGUGGGACGAUACCUUCGAUGCCUUUGCCACCAGCAGGCUCAAACCAGAGCGGAACAAGGAGAACUUCUUUGCCUCGGUGGCAGCAGAGGGCAUGGCUUUCAUCGAUGACCCCAGAGCCAGCCCGACCGAGAGCUCAGCGGGGCCGCCCUGCCAGAAGGGCUCCCAAGUGUUCGAAAAGGCGGCUGAAAUCCCUGCGGCUCUCCGCUCUUGGACAAAUUUCUCCGCUUUAGACGUGGGGGCCAACCUGGUGAGCACCACCCAGGAGGCCACGGUGAUCGAGGACGUGCUGAGCCCCGUGUCCGCGGGCUCCAUGGCCAGGAGGAGGAAAAGCAGCACGCCCAUGGUCUGGACAGCCGCCUUUGCCUCGGGCAACCCCGGGGACAAAGAGGCAUCAACGGCACUGAGCACUGAAAAUAGCGCUAGGGAGGAGGGGGACAGCGGUGAGGAGGAGCCCUGCAGCACGGGGACGAACGGCUGGAUGACCAUAGCCACGGAGAGCGCCGCCGAGCCCUCCGAGAGCGCCGGGGAGCACACGGCGGCUCCUCAGGGCCCCUUCGGCCCACGCCCGCCCUUCCUGGGCGAGGGCACCUUUGAGGCCCAGAGCUCGUCCCGUGCCACCACCACCACCACCUGUGUGCUACCCAGGAGCUCCUUCCCCUCCGAGCCGGCCCCCGAGGCCCCGCCCGGCAGCACCGUGGUGGCGGCCGUGCCCCCGCGGGUGCCGGGGGACGCGGCGGGGCUGAGGUUCCCCGAGGCGGGCGCGGAGCCCGGCGGCGGCCGGGAGGGCGCCUUGGACAUCCGCAGCUCGGUGUUCCGGCUGCAGGCCAGCAUGCGGCUGGAGGCCAGCGAGGGCCUGCUGCACUUCAGCUCCGACAUCCGCGAGAGGCGCGUGGUGCUGGCGCCGUGGGCAGCGCCCCAGGGCCGCCCGGAGCCGCCGCUCGGCCCGGCCGGGCCGCCCCCCAAACCACCCCGGCGGUUCGCGGCCGCGGGCCCCGUGGGGGACGGCGAGGACGAGGAGCUUGGUGGCGCCCAGCGAGGCAAGCAGGAGCCAUGGGAAGAGUCAGAGGGCCCAGGAGCAGAGAUGGAGUUGCCGAGGAGCCGUGCGAGCAGCGAGCCCUCCGUGCCGGCGCCUCCCAGCCUGCCCUCAGCCGGAGCGGCCGCCGCUGAAGCCGGGAGAGAGUUCGCAGCGUCCGAGGGUGCCAGAGCUGCUGCUGUGGACUCAGCAGCUGGCUUGGAGACAGGAGCCGGCCAGCUGGGGGCAGGGGACACCUCUGUGGGCAAACACCCAUCAGAGAUGAACGAGACAGAGGUGGCCGAGCAGUUUGAGACUUGCACAUCCAACUUCUCCCUGGAUGGACUGGACCGGUCGGGUGCCGAGGAGAGCUGGAGCCAGCCCCGUUUAUCCCCUCAGGGGGCCACAGACAGUGCCAAGUGGGAAAUGGCCUCCAAGCAGGAGCUGUUCCCUGAGGAGCUCAGUAUUUCAGGACUGAACCCACCUUCCAAGCUAGACCUGGGCCAGCCGACCAGCUGGACAGCUCUGGAAGAGCAGGAGGCAGCUGGGCACCCACACCCGCAGCCCCCAAGGUCAGAGCACAGGCAGAGGCCGUGCCAGCUGGAGCUGGCGUGCCAGGAUGGCGAGGGGCGAGCAGGAGAGCAGCCCGAGCCCCGUGCCCCUCCCCAGGAGACAGAGCAGGGCAGGACCCCCGCCAGCGAGGAGCCUGAGGGGCGCUGGGCAGAGAGCAGGAUAGACUUCAAGAAAGCCGAUUUCUGGAAGCCAGAUAGGACAGAGAGGCACACACAGGGAGCUUCAGCCCCGAGAAACCCCUUCACCCUGGCGCUGAGCCCCAAUUCCCCGAGCAACCCCUUCGUGGAGAGGCCCCCAGCCCCUGUCCCUGUCCAGGCUGUGCUGCCCGAAAAGCUUGAGCAGGGCGACUUCAGCUUCCGCAGCCCGCAGGAGGAGGCCCCCGGGCACGGCUUGCAGCCCACUAACGCUACCCCCCUGCAUGUCAGCCAGCCCCUGGCCUUCUCCACCCCUUUCCCCGCGGCUGCCACUAACCCCGAGCCGUGUGGCCGCCCCCGGGCCCCCGCGGGGGUCCCUGCCCGCCGCGCCGCCGCCCGGCCCUGCCCGUGCCCGCAGCCCGGGGAAGCUUCGGCGCUCCUGGUUCUGCCCAGGGAGACACGGCCGGCUGAGAAACCCCUUGGCCAGCAGACGACCAGCCCCCACCCCGUGAAGCCCCUGAGUGCUGUGCAGGAGGGCUCCAGCGAGAGGAAGCAGCAGCACAGGGCCAGCCUGAGCAAUGGCCUGGAGAGGCUGAAGACAGUGACCACGAGCAGCGUGCAGCCCCUGGCCCCGGCCUCCCAGCAGGACAAAAGCGACCCCAAGGUAAAGGACCCUGGCCAGCUGGACCAGUCAGCCAAGUAUUACCACCUGACCCACGACGAGCUGAUCCAGCUGCUGCUGCAGAAGGAGGGCGAGCUGAGCAAGAAGGAGGAGCACAUCCACGAGCUGGAGAACUACAUUGACCAGCUGCUGGUGCGCAUCAUGGAGCAGUCCCCCACGCUGCUGCAGAUCCCUCUGGGGGGAGGCCAGGCCCCCUGAGCCUGCCCAGGGCAGCAGCACCCAGCAGAGCUGUGCCCCCUGAGCCUGCCCAGGGCAGCAGCACCCAGCAGAGCUGUGCCCCCUGAGCCUGCCCAGGGCAGCAGCACCCAGCAGAGCUGUGCCCCCUGAGCCUGCCCAGGGCAGCAGCACCCAGCAGAGCUGUGCCCCCUGAGCCUGCCCAGGGCAGCAGCACCCAGCAGAGCUGUGCCCCCUGAGCCUGCCCAGGGCAGCAGCACCCAGCAGAGCUGUGCCCCCUGAGCCUGCCCAGGGCAGCAGCACCCAGCAGAGCUGUGCCCCAGUACCCACCACGCUGCCAAGACCCCCGCACCCCCUCCUCUCGCCCGAGGCCUCCAGUGGCUUCUGUUCCCAGAGUUAGCAGGAAGGGUUGGCUGCUCCUUCCCAGCCCCAGCUUAGCCCAGCUCGGCUCCAGGGAGCUGUAGGGUGGUGGGCUGCCAGCACCCUAUGGGGAGGAGCAGAGCCCUCCCCACCAGGCAGGCGCCUCCCUGGGUUCCUGUCGCUGUGACCAAGUGCCACCUCCCAGGCACUCCUCCUGCCAGAGCUUUAAGUGACCCCUGGACAUCUGAGAGCUGGAAACCAUCUCCUCGUGACUUCAUCCUGCUGCUGCUGCUCCUCUGCCCACACUCCUCCUCCUCCUCUCUCCCCUGAGGGUGGUGUCCUCUGGCUGGUGUUGGGCUGGUGGGUGACACUGGGGACACUGAGACCCCCUGAGGCUCCCCCAGCACGUUCCUGACCAGAGCCUGUGGGAUGCCCCUUCCCCUCCUGCCCCAGUUACCCCCAGUGAAGGGUGAAGAGCCAACUCCAGUUUGUGCCACUCCCUCAGCACACUUGUGGGAGAUGCUCCACACAGGGACAGCGCCAGGCCUGGUGGUGUCAGAGCCUGGCUGGGCCACGCUGGCUCUGUCACAGCACCCGUGCCAGGCUGACACUGCCUGGGUGCCUCAUGGCUGGACUGGGAAUAUGGCAGAGGUGCUCCAGGAGUGCUGCAGGAGAUGUCUGCAUGCCCACACCCAGCAGAGGCUGCUGUGCCCUGGAGGGACCAAGGAGUGCAGAAUCCAUACUGAAUUUCCACUCAGUAUCCCCAGGAAUGGCUGCUCACAGCUGCCCUGCCCUGGCCUGCCUCGUCUGUCCAGCACAGCCAGAAAAUGCCCCCAGAGCGAGGUCUGGGGGGUCUGACCCCUCUGUAGGGCCCCUGCGGGGUCAGGCACCCCAAACCCUCCUGGCACAGCCCAGAAUUCCCAAAUCUGGCGGGGCAGUGCCCAGCCUGCUCCCCUGAGCACAUCCACACUGGGAUGGGCUCUCCAGGGCAGUGCCCAGCCUGCUCCCCUGAGCACAUCCACACUGGGAUGGGCUCUCCAGGGCAGUGCCCAACCUGCUCUCCAGGGCAGUGCCCAGCCUGCUCCCCUGAUACAUCCACACUGGGAUGGGCUCUCCAGGGCAGUGCCCAGCCUGCUCUCCAGGGCAGUGCCCAGCCUGCUCUCCUGAUCACAUCCACAGGCUGGGAUGGGCUCUCCAGGGCAGUGCCCAGCCUCAGGGGCAGCUCUGUUCCCUGCUGUCCCCCGAGUGACCACCCAAAGGUGAAGUAGUGUGAGACCACAACUGUUUCCUUUGUUCCAGUUGUAAACUUGUCUGUUGCAAUCUUCAUCAAAUUCAGUAUAUCAUCUCUUUUGGCGUGCCAAUUCCCCUUUUUGUUUCCAAUUUUGAAGUAAAGUUAUGUUUGAAGUAAAAUUAUAUAAAGUAAGCUGGCUAAGGCUGCAGGGACCCCCUUGAAGGCCUGAGGGGAUUCCAGCCCAUAUUCAGUCUCCACAGACAAGGAACACUCCCUGGGGCAGCACUUUGGGAUGGAGUGAGGAUGAAGAAAGUGUAGGACUGGUGUAAUUGCACCAGUUUGGAGGGGUAUCAUUUUUGUUAAAUGGGGUUACAUCUUUCCUAUGGGUAGACCUGAUAAGUUCAAGGUGGGUCAAGUGUUGGUUGGGAGGUUGAUAUUGAAGUUGGACACAAUAAUGAGCUUUGAAGGACCCCAACAGCUCUAACUCCUGGAAUUUCUCUGGUGCUCAAGGCAGGGGGGUCUCUACCCAUCCCAAGCAUCUGCCAGGUUGUGUUUCUUAUCUGUAUGUGGGUAUUCAUUUGCUGCUAAGGAACCCCUACCAGGCACAUUGCCAGAGGGUUGUCCACGCUGUCCAUGGACAGGCAGAGAUUGUCCUGCUGUAAAGUCUUGGCCAGUGUGACCCAGAUGUUCUGGCUGGGCUGAGGGACAAUCCAUGCACCAGCUGAUGGAAAGGUGAGCAGCAUCCAAAAUCCUCUCUGGAACAGCUGGGGGUUCCCUGCCACUGGAGCCAUGGUAGAAUACCUGGGGAUGAGUUGAUCUGUGAUUUUGAAAAAAUGGAUUUUUAGACUUAUAUGAAUUUAACAGCCCCUCAUAUCUUCCCAUCUGAUCCCCUCAGUUUUUACUGAGUAGGAAAGAGGAGGGAAAACAAGAGGGGAUAACAAUGCAACAAACUAAAGAGGGGUAGCACUAAAACCAGCCAAAGAGGGGUAACAGUGCAAAACAAUGAGCAAAUGAAACUCAACAGUCCUAAUAAUCUUCUGGAGCAGUGCAGAGUCAUCUUCUGUGGCUAACAUCUGUGUUUACACUCUUUUUCCUUCUCUGCUCCACACCACCCAAGCUGAUGUCUUUGCUGUGUCUGAGGUUCAGGGGGAGUGUCUCUGGGUGCUGCAUCUGGCAGUUUGAUACACAGCCUGACAUUCCUGCCUGGACUCCACCUUGGGCCAGAUCCUGUAGACAUGCCAGCAUAGCCUCUACCCUAAGGAAUUCAUUUAAAUGGGCUCAAUAUUUGUUUGGACUGGGGGUCUUUGAUCAGCACAGGGGGUUUCUCUGUGAACUGGGAUCUGUGCAUAUUGGAGAAGUGUCUGACAAUGGGGGAUUUGGCUCCAUGAAUGAAUUAUUAAGAAAAUUGAUGACAUAAAGAGCCUUACAUAAUCUUCCUACAUCCAGUAGUGUUUCAACUCCCCCAUGCUGCUGAUCAAGGACUCUCUUGAGUGUGCAGUGAGGCCUCUAUACAACAGAUUGCCCUGUUGGUGAAUGGGAAUGCCACUGGUGUGUUUCACCCCACAUUGAUCUGGGAACUGUUUGAAAUUUUUGGAGGUGUAAGCAGGACCAUUAUCUGUUUGGGGAAUGCCUAGGGUGGAGAAUGCUAGGAAAAAAUGUUGGAUGACAUCUUUUGUCUUUUCUCCUGCAUGGGCUGAUGCAAAUACUGCCCCAGAGAACUUAUCUAUGGAAUGAAGGCAUUAAGGGCCAAAAGCAGCUCAGAGUUCUUGUUACACCAUUUUCCUCUAGCCCCCAUGGGGAAGCCUACAUAAUCAAUAUCUCCAUUAGUCAGGUCUUGUGUUUGUGAAUGAGUUUUUGCCUCCCAAAAGGUGCAUAAUGUGUGACAUCUGUUUGCAAAAGCUGUAAACUUUCAAUGCCUUGGGGGUUGACCCUGGCCCUCAGAGAGGACAAAGCAAACUCCUGGCAAUUGGGGCAGGAGCCCACGAUUGCUCUUGCCUGUUCUCUUGUGAUUUUAAACAUUCUGACAAGGGCUGGCACAUUUUGGUGAAAAAACUGAUGGCUCAAUUUAGCCUGAUUGAAAAUAUCUGCCCUCCAGUUGCCUUCUGUAGCUGGUCCUGGGAGGUCAGUGUGUGGCCUCACGUGCAUGAUGUGAUAUGGCUGCUCUCAGUGGGAGAGGAGGUAUGUUCAUUUUGGGAGAAAUCUAGAUUUGGCACUUCCUGCAACAAGGAAUGUUCUGCUCUCUCAGCUAUUCCAGCAACAUAGGCCAAAUCAGUGACUAAAUUUAAGGGUUGUUUGAAUUUUUCAAAGGCUCUGACAACGGCUGCUAAUUCUGUAGUUUGUGGGGAUCCUUGAACAAUCUGAACAUCAGACUCCCAUUCUUGAGUGUCAGGAUUCUUCCACAUCAUAACUGACUUGUGGGAUCCCCCUGAACCAUCUGUAAAUACAGUCUAUGCCUUUAGAGGAGUUCUACUUUUUAAUGAAUUUGGGACCAAAUUAAAGCAAGCAUUAAAUAGUUUCUGCUUUGGUAGGUGGAUGAAGAUUUGGCCUGGGUAGCUGUCCGAGCAAACUGGAGGUGUUCAGUGGUUUGGAGCAAAGGUUCUGGCCUGUUCAAUGUCUCUGGAAGACAGAUGCCUGUAAAUUCACACCCCACCAGGGUCCUGAGGUGAGCUCUGGCCUUUCUGAUAAGCUGGGCCUAAGCUCCUGAGGGGUUGUGGUGUCUUAUUUGGUCUGUGUGAUUGAAACACCCACUCUGUGAUUAGGAGCUGAUCUCUCAGAGUGGGUCCCACUGGAAAAUGAGCCCAUGGAAUUUGGGUGGUUUACCCAGGAUGACAAAUUGGAAAGGCAGGGUAGGAUCAGCACUGUGGGCUUGUCUCUGUGCAAUGCUUCUGAUACCUCCUGGAUCACUUCAUGGGCCUUUGGUGUGAUGGUUCCUGGGGAGUCGAGGUCAUCAGGGCCUCUCAGGAGGUUGAAAAGGGGUGCAAGGUCCUCAGUCAUGAUCCCUAGCAGUGAACAAACCCAGUUUAUGGUCCCACAUAGCUGAUGAAGGUCCCUCAGGGUCCUUGGGUUGUCAUCAUGGUGAGCUGCUGGGGCACAUUGGUCCUUUAGCUGAGCCAGAGUCCAAGGUAGGUCCAUGGGCAGAUGUGCUGAAUCUUCUCAGUAACAAUUUCAAAUACUGCUCCUUCAGUGGCUUGGAUAGUCUGAGAACAGUGUCCAAAUAGUAGUCAGUCUCAGUGCAUACUGAAAUAUCAUCCAGAUGGUGAAAAAUUAUGGCAUUGGGGAAUUUUUCUUGAAUGGGCAAGAGAAUGCAAGCAACAAAGAUUUGGCAGAUGGCUCAGGAGUUUUUCAUCCCUUGAGAAAGAACUUCCAUUGAUACCUUUUUAGAGGGGCUUGUCUAUUAACUGAUGGCACAGAAAAUACAAAUCUUGGGGCAUCUCUAGGAUGGAGUGGGAUAUUUAAAAACCAAUCCUUAAUAUCAAUGACUGCCAGUUUCCAAUCUCAGGAGCAUUGAAGGUGAGGGCAGGCCAGGCUGUAACAAUGACCCCGUUGACAUUUCUGAGGUCUUGUGGGAGCCUCCACUUGCCUUUGCCUGGUGUAUGAAUGACAAAGACAGAGGAGUUCCAAGGGCUGGUGGUGGUACUGUGUGGCCCUUGGAUAGCUGCUCCUGCACUAGGGAUUCGAGUGCCUUUGGUUUGACUUCUGCCAGGGGCCUCUGUUCCACCCAAAUGGGACCAUCUGACUUCCAUGUGAGUGGUGGUGGGGUGCUCUGCAGUGGCCCAGCUGGAAAUGCUGUGGGUGUGAAGGCAUUUCUGGUCUGGCUCCCCAUUGUCUCUGCCCCACAGAAGGACAGGUGCCUUUACCACAAAAGGUCUUCCUGUGGCAGUUUGACCCUCAGGACCUUCAGUAAGGAUUGACCUUUUACUCUGCAGAGAUGGGGCAGCUGCUCCAAUCCCAGAGAUGAUCCAAAGGCUGGCUCCAGUUCCCAGCCCUGUGGCCACCUGGAGUGAGCAGUGAUGGUGGCAUCUGACCUGCUGUGAGCCACACCUGGAAUAGAAACUUUGGUACCUUUGUUAGACAAGGCACACUCUAUAAGAGGUCUGUCUUGGCCUAGCAUCUCUGCCCAAAAAACCAUAGGAUUUUCUGGCAAAACAUCAGCCCAGGUGGGUACAAGAAAAGCUUGGGUAUAGGUGUGCCCAAAGUCAAACACCAGGGUGGGUCUGUACAUAUUACAGUCACAGUGAUCUCAUCCAUUGGCCCCACAGUGUGGACUUCAGGAAGCACAUGUAACUCAUUAACAGUGUCUCCUAUGAUUAAAACACCCCCUGGCCCAUCAGGAGGUCCAGGUUUACCAGCUGGAAUUCAGCAGAUCACUUCAUCCUCAAAUUCAACAGAAAAGGGCUCUCACCAGCGUUCUCUGCCUGAACAUGUUGGUAGCCUGGGAGAGUCAGCACCUUCCUCACAGUCAUUGUCAUCAUAGGUGGUUUCUCUGUGCCUCAAUGCUCUGAGGUUGUGGGAAAAGAGGGAUGAAACAGCUCAAAAGAACGAUCUCGCAGGAGUUUCACUGAGUCAACAGCCCUUGAGGUCUUGAGGGUAGUCAGUUGACUGCUAAGAAAUUCCCCAGAAAAUUGGGCUUUUUUCCCUUGGGGAACUGGAGCACUUGGCUGCAACUUAAAAUCCAGUGGCUGGCCAGUGGAGAUGCUUCAAAGGGCUAACAAGAAACCCCACAGUCAGGGCACCAGUUUGUAGCAGCAUGGCGAUUAGAUGGUGGAAGCUGCAAGCUGCUACCUGAUUCCCAAGAAAUAUCUCCUGUGGAAAAGCUGCUUGGGUAGGAAUUCAAGCAGGGCAGUCAAGUCCUUUUUUUUUUUUUUUUUUGGUGUUUUGUUGGGGUUUUUUGGGGUUUUUUCUUGGGGUUUUUUUGGGUUUUUUUCUGCCAGAUCCCAUUUGUCCUAGAGUUGUGGCUGCUGGAUCCCAGCAAGCACGGAGCAGCAGGGAGGGGUUUGUCCAUGAGCUCCUGGAGACAUCUAGGGGGGCUAGUGGUGGCAGGACAGCCCUGUCCCUGCACUGAGGGCUGGAGGAGCCCCCAGUCUGUACAAAGGUGGGAUCUGCUCCGUGUGGGGACAGCCCCAUCCCUGUUCCUCUGUUCCCUCAGUCGCUGUCUGAGUAGGCUCCCAGCAAACCCAGCAAGGACGUGGCUGCCGGUGGUGCUGGAAGGGAGCUGGUGCUGGCUGUGAUGCCGUGGGUUCCCAUCCCCUUAUCCAGGGCAGAAGCUGCUUUCUCCUUCCUGCGGGCCACCAGCCCGGCCAGCCGGGCCCUGGUGCUGAGCUUGCCCACGCUGCACUCCCAGCUUUCCAUCCUCAGCCUCUUGCUCUGGGGAUCCUCCUGCGGGAUGUCCAUGGGUUUUGUUUGACUUGUGGGAUUUGGACAGCGUUUUGCUGGUUCCUCAUUGGAGUCAGAAUCCACCAGGAGCCGGCGGCUCUGGGCCUGUUCCAACAUGGCCUUCAUCUCCUGCUCAUCUUCCUCCUGCUCCUUGCGCCUCUGCUUCUCCUCCACCUCCUUGUGCUGCUGCAGCAUGGCCUCAAAAUCCACGUUGGCCUGGCGCUGGUUGAGCUCCUUCAGCUCCUGCAGAUUCUCCAGGAUCUCCAUCUCCAGCUUGGAGUCCUUGGUUCGGUUCUCCAGGACCUUCAUGGGAUUGUUGAGCUCCUCCUCUUCCCUCUCCUUCUGCAUCCUCUUCUCCUCCUCCUCCAGGAGCUUCUGUGCCUGGAAGUUCCUGGUGGCGCCGUGCUCCAUGGCGUAAUCUGUGUUCUGGGGGUCUGUCUUGAAGGUGAUCCCAGCCAGGCAGCGCGGGCACUUGAUGUAGAAGCGGAAGAUGGGCAGCCCCAGGUAGGACUCGUUCUGCACCGUCUCCUUGCGGGCGUUGAACUUCUUGCCCUUGUAGAUGUACUCCCCACACGUCCUGCACCUCAUGUUGAAGGGGGCCAUGAGCCUCACCACGUACUGCCGCUCCUUUGGGAGCCUCAGCUUGGGGAUCUUGGUGGGGUCGAAGUCUGGGGGGUAAUAUUUGUUCAGCACUUUCCGUUCCGACAUGGCCGCAGCUUCUCCCGCUCCCCAGAGCUGCCCCCGUGCCACUCACCCCACGUUGGGCACCACCUUGGAGAGAGUGGGGUUCAGAUGGUGUGGAAGUUGCUGCUAAUUCCCAAGAAGGCUCUUGUCUUGGUUUGAAAAGCCAGCUGUCUGAUGAGGAAGGCAGGAGCCUCCCCUGAAAUGGAAAAUGGAAAGAAGGGUGGUUCUGCUGGAGCAGGGAUCCUGCACAAGGGGAGAGUUUUCCUCUGCAGCUCCAGGGCUGCUGGAGAUGGGCCUGGGCUCCCUCUGGCAAUGCAGUGGGCAAAGGCUGCUGUGGUGUUCCAAAUCUCAGAUUAUAUGCAGGUAGGAAUGCUUGGCUCCUCCCCAUCUCCCAAUGGGAUGGUGGAAUUUUAUCUGUGUGACUCAAUGGCCCAUUGGCAGAAGAUAAUUAGUAAUUAAUGGCCCAUUAACAGAGGAUAUUUCCCAGAGGGAGGAUUGGUUGUGGAAGAGAUAAACUGCUCAAUUAACAGAAGAUAACUGCCACACCUCCAACAGAUGGGAACAGAACACACAACUAAAUCUUUCAACCUAAGACACAUCUCAUGUGGAAAAGGCUGCUUGGGUAGGAAUUCAGGCAAAGCAGUCAAGUCCACACACUGCACUCACCAUGGCUAGCUCAGCUCACUGAGGCAAGAAGGGCCUUUUGUAGGAUAAAUUCCAGCGAGGUUUAUUCCAGCAGGCUGAAGGGAAAUCAGGGACAAAGAGCAGACCAUGUGCUCUGCAUGAUCAGGUAUGGGUCAGCAGGCAGUGCUGAGGGCACAGGGGUGGCACUGGGCCCUUUGUCCUGCCCUACAGGGAAAACAGGACAGGCACCAGGGGUACCACAGCCAGUGAGGAGACAGGGAAAGGAGAAACCUUGAGGAUUUGGGACAAAUGGAGAAGGAAGCUGGGAAGAUCAGUGUUGGGAGGCUCCAUGGGGAAGUCUUCUCUUUCAGCCUAGGCGGGGAAAUCUCUGUGGUAGAUCUUUCCAUGCUGAAGCCUGGAGGUUUCAAAGGAUUCCCCACCUGAUUUACCUGGCUGAACUGGAGCUACAGUGGAAGGGGAUAGGAAGGAUGUUGUUCCCUCCCUCAUCCUGCCAGGAUUUUGGCUGUAGGAGGUGGCUGUGCAGGCAGAGGGGCAGUUGGAGUGGGAUUUCAGCAUGAAAGGCAUCUUCUCCCUCUUCUCUACCUCCCAAAGUCACUGUGCUCUUUUAAAACCUCCCUGCUCUUCUCUUUACUUGCUUCAGUAUAGACCAUGCCUUUGAAGAAUGGUGCCUUUUGCCACAGGCCAGUAGCAGUUUCCUACCCCAAAGAGGCUCUGCAACCCAAUUCUCCAUCCCACACAACCUGCCUGGGGCUGGUUCCUCCUCUCUUUUCCUUCUCACCAAGCAAAGGGAGUUAAUUGUCACCCGGGGACAGCAGAGCCUCCCCACCCCCUGUGCAGGUGCCCUGGCUCCUCCAGGAGUUGUGCACAGCAGCUCAGGAGAGCUGGGAGCAGAGAUCAGGAGCUGACACAGCAGGAAGGGCAGGCUGAGUAUUCCAAGCUAAAGUGCAGCUGGAGACAGAAGUGGCUCAGGAGGAAAGGAGCUCUGUCCUGUCCAAGCCUUGCACCCCUGCUCGAGGAGGAGGAGGAGGAGGAGGAUGUGUUCCCUGGGAGAACAGCAGCCAUGAACCUCCCACUCCUUCCUGCCUCUCCCCUCCUGGGAAACACCUGAGGUUUGCACUGCUCCAGCUGCUCCUGCUGCGUUCCUGCUCCUCCUCCCUCUGCGUGUCUGGGCUGGCAUGGGGGUGUCCAAGGCAAGUGUUUCUCCCGUUUCAGAAGGUGCCAGGAACCUCUGUGCCUGUAGGGUCAGAUCCCGUGCCCUGGCAGCCCGAGCCUUCUCUGGGUGCCCAGCUGUGCCCAGCUGUGCCCCUGGGAGCAGUCAGGGAGGAGCUGUGGGCACUGGGAAUGCAGCCCUGGGGGUGCAGCAGUGCUGGGCAAAGGGAGAGGGAUUCCUCAGUGGGCAUUAACGGGGCAGCUGCAGGGCCAACAUCUCCCACGGGGCUCCCAGCCUCGCAAAGAUCCUGCUCUUGGCCCUGUGCCCUGCAGGGACGGCUCUUGGUGCUCCCCACACAAGUGCCAGUGUUUGUAUGGAUCCCACAGCCCUCCCUCCCACCUCUGCCUCCCCUCAGUCGUGUCUCACCGCCUCCCUCAGCCCCCUCUGCCUUAGUCAGCUCUGCCUUGUUUUGCUCCAAAAGCCUCAACGUUUUGCACUUGAAUAUAAAAAGUGACUCUCAGAGCUCAGCAGGCUGUACCAGGUGUGCAGCCCUGCAGCAAUAGGUGCUUGCACAUCUCCUGUUUGCAGCAAUACUUGUUCUGUUCUAGCAACACCUGUUCUGUUCUAGCAAUACCUGUUCUGUUCCACAUCUCCUGUUUGCAGCAACACCUGUUCUGUUCUAGCAACACCUGUUCUGUUCUAGCAAUACCUGUUCUAUUUCUGUAGCCAGCAAUACCUGUUCUGUUCUAGCAACACCUGUACUGUUCUAGCAAUACCUGUUCUGUUCCCCAUCUCCUGUUUGCAGCAAUACCUGUUCUGUUCUAGCAAUACCUGUUCUGUUCCCAGCAAUACCUGUUCUAUUUCUGUAGCCAGCAAUACCUGUUCUGUUCUAGCAAUACCUGUUCUGUUCCCCAUCUCCUGUUUGCAGCAACACCUGUUCUGUUCUAGCAAUACCUGUUCUAUUUCUGUAGCCAGCAAUACCUGUUCUGUUCCCAGCAAUACCUGUUCUGUUCCCCAUCUCCUGUUCCCAGCAAUACCUGUUCUGUUCCCAGCAAUUCCUGUUCUGUUCCCCCAUCUCCUGUUCCCAGCAAUACCUGUUCCUUCCUUUCCUGCCUUUCCAGCAACGGGUGCUUUGCCAUCUCCUGCCUUUCCAGCAACACCUGUUCCCUCCUCUCCUGCCUUUCCAGCAAUUCUUGUUCUAUUCCCUCAUCUCCUGUUUCCAGAAAUCCCUCAUCUCUUGCCUUUCCAUCAAUGGGUGCUUCCACACCUCCUGUCUUUCUAGCAAUACCUGUUCUGUUCCCUCACCUCCUGCCUUUUCAGCAAUGGGUGCUUCCAUAGCUCCCAUUUCCAAGCAAUAUCUGCUCUUUCCAUCUCCUGCCUCUUCAGCAAUACCUGUUCCCUCACCUCCAGCCUUUCCAGCAAUUCCUGUUCUAUUCCUUCAUCUCCUGCCUUUCCAUCAAUGGGUGCUUCCACACCUCUUGCCUUUCUAGCAAUACCUGUUCUGUUUCCUCAUCUCCUUCCCUUCCAGCAAUGGGUGUUCCCAUAGCUCCUGCCUUUCCAGCAAUACCUGCUCCUUCAAUCCCCUGCCUUUCCAGCAAUACCUGCUCCUUCAAUCCCCUGCCUUUCCAAGAACAUGUGUUCCCUCAUCUCCUGCCUUCCCAGCAAUUCUUGUUCUAUUCCCUCAUCUCCUGUUUCCAGAAAUCCCUCGCCUCCUGCCUUUCCAGCAAUGGGUGCUUCCAUAGCUCCCAUUUCCAAGCAAUAUCCUUUCCUUCACCUCCUGCCUUUCCAGCAAUUCCUGUUCUAUUCCUUCAUCUCCUGUUUCCAGCAAUACCUGUUCCCUCACCUCCUGCCUUUCCAGCAAUAGGUGCUUCCACACCUCUUGCCUUUCUAGCAAUAUCUGUUCUGUUCCCUCCUCUCCUGCCCUUGUAGUAAUGGGUGUUUCCACAUCUCCUGCCUUUCCAGCAAUACCUGCUCCUUCCAUCUCCUGCCUUUCCAGCAAUGGCUGCUUCCACACCUCUUGCCUUUCUAGCAAUACCUGUUCUGUUCCCUCAUCUUCUGCCUUUCCAGCAAUGGGUGCUUCCAUAGCUCCCAUUUCCAAGCAAUAUGUGCUCUUUCCAUCUCCUGCCUUUCCAGCAAUAUCUGCUCUAUCUCCUGUUUCCAGCAAUACCUGUUCCCUCCUCUCCUGCCUUUCCAGCAAUAGGUGUUUCCACACUUCCUUUCUAGCCAUACCUGUUCUAUUCCCUCAUCUCCUGUUUCCAGCAAUCCUGUUCCCUCACCUCCUGCCUUUCCAGCAAUUCCUGUUCUAUUCCCUCAUCUCCUGUUUCCAGCAAUACCUGUUCCUCCUCUCCUGCCUUUCCAGCAAUGGGUGCUUCCACACUUCCUGCCUUUCUAGCAAUACCUGUUCUGCUCCCUCACCUCCUGCCUUUCCAGUAAUACCUGCUCUUUCCAUCUCCUGCCUUUCCAAGAAUACCUGUUCCCUCAUCUGCUGCCUUUCCAGCAAUGGGUGCUUCCAUAGCUCCCAUUUCCAAGCAAUAUCUGCUCUUUCCAUCUCCUGCCUUUCCAGCAAUGGGUGCUUCCAAGCUUCCUGCCUUUCUAGCAAUACCUGUUCUGUUCCCCCAUCUCCAUCCUUUCCAGCAAUACCUGUUCCCUCAUCUCCAUCCUUUCCAGCAAUCCCUGCUCCUUCCAUCUCCAUCCUUUCCAAGCAAUACCUGUUCCCUCAUCUCCAUCCUUUCCAAGCAAUACCUGUUCCCUCAUCUCCAUCCUUUCCAGCAAUACCUGUUCCCUCAUCUCCAUCCUUUCCAGCAAUCCCUGCUCCUCCCAUCUCCAUCCUUUCCAGCAAUCCCUGCUCCUUCCAUCUCCAUCCUUUCCAGCAGUCCCUGCUCCCCCAUGUCCCAUUUGCAGCGAUCCCUGCCCCUCCCAGCUGCAGGAGCCCAGGUGUGCAGGGCUCCCUGGGUGCUGCAGGAGUGUGGAGCAGUGAUGGAUGCUCUGUGCCUGUCCCCCAGUGUCCAGCAGGUCCCUCCCUGUGCUUGGGAAAGCUCCACAGAUGCUCCUGUCUCUGUUCUCUGUUUCCCCACCCCUCUGGGCUGAAGAUUUGGGGUUCCCCCCUCAGCACACAGAUUUUGUUCUGUGCACAAGAGCAGCACAGCAGCACUGCAGUGGGGUCUGUGGUGCUGGUGCUGAACCUCCACCUUCCCAAGGAAUGGUUCUGAGGGCAUAAAUGCUUCCCUAGAGAGGGAGGGGACGAGGAAGAGACCCGGGGAAAUGUUCUCAAGUUGCCCAUCUUGAUUAAUCUUGAUUAAUCUCUGUGUUCAGUGACUGAAUCUCCUAUUUAGUGAUUUAUUUGGGGUCCCAGGGGCAGGAGCAGCGUUCCUGCUCCAUGUCCCUGAGCUCUGUCCCUCUGUGCUGAGCCCAGCACAGCCCUCUGUGCUGAGCCUGUUCUGGGCCAGCAGCAGCCUCUCCCUGUUCUGUUUCAAACCCAGCCAUAACAGCCCCCGUGGUUUUGCCUUUCUCCUGGAGUUUGUUUUUCCACUCUGGAGCUGUUCCAGGAGGCUGCAGCAGGGUGCUGUGCUCUGCCUUGCUGCCAGCCCUCAGCUGGGCUUUGCUUCCCCAGAGCUUUGGCCAAUUUCCCCUUGCCUGGUCCUCCUGGCCACGUGUGGGCCAGGAGAGCCACCAAGGCUUGUCCUCAAACUGGAACAGACCUGAGGGAUGUGCAUUCUCCAGUGUGAUGUAGACUCAGCCUUGUCUGGGAGGGAGCCCCAGUUUGGGGUAAAAAUCCUGGAAAAGCAUCCCCAGGUGGGAGAAGUGUUGGGGUUUGGAGUUGUUGGUUUCCCUCUCUUCACGUCUGCAGGAAGUGGGUUCUGUGUGUCUCAUGUUUUAAGAGUUGCAACUAAUGUUUAUAAAGAGCUUGUUAUUUACGUUUUAAGCACUUUAAAAAAAAAUAAAAGUUGUUCAAGCUGUUCCUAGA
Agelaius phoeniceus (red-winged blackbird) is the source of this 17716-nucleotide messenger RNA. RefSeq names its product RAB11 family interacting protein 5 (gene RAB11FIP5). Gene Ontology annotation, biological process: regulated exocytosis. Lineage: Eukaryota; Metazoa; Chordata; Aves; Passeriformes; Icteridae. Gene Ontology annotation, molecular function: small GTPase binding. The record is from RefSeq and is a predicted model, not a curated record. Gene Ontology annotation, cellular component: recycling endosome; phagocytic vesicle; early endosome.